This is a messenger RNA of Sphenostylis stenocarpa, 960 nucleotides long. NCBI's taxonomy places the organism in Eukaryota, Viridiplantae, Streptophyta, Magnoliopsida, Fabales, Fabaceae. The record is from the annotation of a GenBank genome assembly.
AUGGAAUUUCCAUUUGGGGUUAGUCAGGAGUUUCGUUGUUUAAAGCGUACUGAUCUGGUCAAAGCCAUGGCCGAUAAUUUACCAACAGGGACUAUACGUACCAACUGUCAAGUGCUUUCUGUAGAAAUAGAUCCUGCAACGAAGUUUCCACGCCUUAUGCUUAGCAAUGGAAGUGUUCUUGAAGCCAAAGUUGUUAUUGGAUGUGAUGGUGUGAACUCUGCCAUUGGAAGCAUGUUUGGGUUACACAAAGCGACGCUGUCGCUCUUCUCCACAACUGUUGCACGGGGCUUCACAAAUUAUUCAAAUGGUCAUCAGUUUGCCAGUGAGUUUGUCAUGAUGAUCAAAGGUCAAGUCCAACUCGGAAGAAUUCCACUGUCUGACAAGCUCGUUUAUUGGUUUGUGACAAAGCCAAGGACUUCUCAAGAUUCAACAAUUUGGAAAGACCCAGUUCUCAUUAGACAAUCGUUGAUAGAUUCAAUGAAAGGUUUCCCAGAAGAGGCGAUAGACAUGAUGAGAAAUUGCAAGUUGAGCUUCUUGCAUCUCACUGAGUUGAAGUAUCGGGCACCGUGGGAGUUGCUCUUUAACAAGUUCAGGAAAGGAACUGUAACAAUUGCUGGUGAUGCAAUGCAUGCCACAGGCCCAUUCGUUGCACAGGGUGGCUCGGCCUCCAUAGAAGAUGCUAUUGUUCUUGCUAGAUGCCUCGCACAAAAGAUGCAAAAUAAUACCAAGAAGGUGGAAGACUCUGAAAUAAACAUAGCAGUGGCAGUGGCAGAGGAAGCAAUUGAUCAAUAUGUGAAAGAAAGGAAGAUGAGAAACUUUUGGCUCUCUUUCCAUUCCUUCCUUGUUGGGAAGAAACUUGACACAAAAUCAUCCAUAGUCAGGUUCAUUAUCCUUGCAAUCAUGUCUGUUCUGUUCAGAGACCCCGAUUGGCAUUCCCGCUAUCAUUGUGGAAAUCUAUAG